Messenger RNA from Oncorhynchus masou masou (cherry salmon), 10244 nucleotides. RefSeq names its product rho guanine nucleotide exchange factor TIAM1-like. The record is from RefSeq and is a predicted model, not a curated record. Gene Ontology annotation, molecular function: protein binding; guanyl-nucleotide exchange factor activity. NCBI's taxonomy places the organism in Eukaryota, Metazoa, Chordata, Actinopteri, Salmoniformes, Salmonidae. Gene Ontology annotation, biological process: small GTPase-mediated signal transduction; positive regulation of axonogenesis; activation of GTPase activity. Gene Ontology annotation, cellular component: plasma membrane; cytosol; synapse.
CCGAACUGGUGGCAGGUGUUGCUAGCGUCGUGAUGUUCUCUCUGACAGAACAUACCACGGUGUAGGGUGUUGCAUGUGUGUUUGUAUGUAGGCAUUCUCUCUGCAAUGUAACUCAUCUGGUUAAGCAGGGUGGCAGCGGUACUCACUCACUCACUCGCACACAAACACUCCAUGACUUCUGAGGUCCACUGUAUUAGGGAUUAAGGGAGUUGGUGGCUAUUUGGUGUAGACGAACAGCGUACGGAGAAAAAUAAGUAGUUCAGAGAGUUGAGGACCAUGUGGUGGAUGAGAGACACGGUAACAGAGAGGACCCCAGUGAAACCACCGCUCUACUACAGUCACAGCUGAAUUAUGGGGAAUGUGGAAAGUCAGAAUGGUGACAGCGGUUUCUACGGAAACGAGAAAGGUCACCUGUCCCGAAAGCACACGUCCCGAUCCCUCCGCCUCUCUACCAAGCAUCAGCAGCAGAAUCCCAGUCGACGCUCCCUACGACCCUCGGCAGGAAAGUCGGAACACCGCAAUUCCGAAGCCAGCACCCGCUCUUCCAGCACGCCCAGUAUCCCACAAUCCUUAGUGGAGAACGGCCUGGAACCUUUUAGCCAGACAGACGAGCUGGGGGAGUUUGGAAUCAACCCUCAUUGGACUGACCGCGUCGCCAUGACGAUGAGGCCUUCCGAGUCCUUCCCGCACGACGACGACGACGACCUCACCGGUGACCCCUCUUUAGCCACGCCCACUCCGGAAACCUCCGAGGUGGACACGAUCGCUCUGGAACGCGAAGGAGCUGAGGAAGAAGGAGCGGCGACGUACCCGGUAGAAAGGGACGACAGGGAGAGAGAGACGGACGGAGAGGUGCGGUACCUCCAGAGGGUGAACGAGGGACCGAGGGAAGAAGGAAGUUGUCAGAAGAAGAGGUCGAAGUCAGCGGACAUGUGGAGAGACGACAGUCAGGAGUUCUCUCUGUCCGAUCUCAGCCAGGACCACCUCACCUCCACCGAAGAGAUUAUAGAUGGAGGAGAGGAAGAGGAGGGGGAAGAGGAAGAGGAGGAAGAGGAGGAAGAGAGAGCCAGUUCCAGAGGAACAGCAGGUUCUGCAGAGAGAGCCUCAUCACUAGACCACCUGUGUAGCGAGCGCAGCCAGACGGUUCUACGAGGAACACAUAACCGCUAUGCCAAGAACCACCGGGACGGGGAACUCACCGCCCACAGAGGAAGGGAUGGAGAGGGGGAUGAAGGGCUGACCUCGCCCCAGGAGGAGGAGGGAAGCGGGUAUGGGGCCUUUACGCUGCCCUGUCGGAGGUCCCACUGUCUGUCUGAAGGUCUGUCAGGACACCAGGUGGUACCAUGUCCGACCUUCCAGGGUCGAAGGGCACAGACGACACAGGACAUAUCGGGCGUGCUGGGAGAGGGCAGUGAGUACGGCGAUAGCGGCAUCGACGGGGUUGCCACGGAGACGGACGGGGAAGUGGGGCCGGGGUCACGGCGGCGCUGUAAGGCUAUGUCAGCCUCGUUCUCCGUCUACUCUGCUGCCGGGAGCAGCGCGUUUAACGGGAGUGACAGCGGGAGCAGCAGUGGAGGAGGAGAGGGAGGAGGAGGAGGAAGAGGAGAGGGAGGAGGAGGAGGAAGAGGAGGAGAGGGAGGAGGAAGAGGAGGGGGGAGAAAAGGAGGAUGGGAAAUGUAUGAGAACUUCCAUCAGGACUUUGAGAAUCAACACUGGACUCGUCGAGAACGUGACUGCGCGGAGGAAGCGGGCUCAGCUGAGAGUGACGAGCGUAGCAGCGGCACACUAAGCACGGCUUACCCAUCAGACGCUCUCAUUGGCUGCUGUGCGCAGGGCACGGUGAGGAAGGCGGGAGCUCUGGCAGUGAAGAACUUCCUGGUUCACAAGAAGAACAAGAAGGUGGAGGCAGCCACCAAGAGGAAGUGGAAACAUUACUGGGUUUGUCUCAAAGGAUGCACUCUGUUCCUGUACGAGACUGACGGGCGGUCGGGGAUCGACCAUCAUAGUGUUCCGAAACACGCGGUGUGGGCUGAGAACAGUAUCCUUCAGGCCGUACCUGAACACCCCAAGAAGGACUUCGUCUUCUGCCUCAGCAACUCUCUAGGGGAUGCAUUUCUCUUCCAGACGUCGGGCCAGACGGAACUGGAGAAUUGGAUCACGGCGAUCCACUCAGCGUGCGCUGCUGCCGUUGCUAGGCAACAUCACCGGGAGGAUACGGUGCGAUUGCUAAGGACAGAGAUCAGGAAACUGGAGCAGAAGAUAGACAUGGACGAGAAGAUGAAGAAGAUGGGAGAUAUGCAGCUGUCUGCGGUGACAGAUAACAAGAAGAGAAAGACUAUUCUGGAACAGAUCUUCCUGUGGGAGCAGAAUCUAGAGCAGUUCCACUUGGACAUGUUCAGAUGUCGUUGUUACCUGGCCAGUCUGCAGGGAGGGGAGCUGCCCAACCCUAAACGCCUGCUAGCCGUGGCCUCCAGAGCCACCAAACAGGCCAUGGGACGCCUGGGAAUCUUCUCUGUGUCUUCCUUUCAUGCGCUGGUGGCGGUGCGAACAGAGAGCGCGGUGAGGAAGCGGUCCCAGGCUAUGCCCCGCCCCUCUAGUAAACGCCGGAGUCGCUUCUCUUCCCUCUGGGGGCUGGACACCACAUCUAAGAAGAAGGUCAAAGGUCGUCCCAGCAUCAACCAGGUGUUUGUUGCUGGGGAACCAGUGACCAAACCAAUGGAGAGAAUGUUUGAAGAUACGGCCAGUGAGAAAUCGAAGGAGGAGGGUUCAUUGAAAAUGAUUCCCCAGGACAGCGUGGACAGUGAGAUUUGGGUUCCUGACUACCUGGCCCCAUCCUGGGUGUGUCUACCUAACGACCAGCCUGUGCUUGUCGUCAUUCAACCAGGGGAGACUGCAGAAGAUACGCUGGACGCUGUCUGCAAGGCCCAUAAACUGGACCCGUCUAACUUCUACCUGCGUCUGAAGGUGUGUGUAGAGGAUCAGCUGCUGCUAUAUGUUCCCAAAAUGGAAGAAGACAUCUCUGAUCUGCUCUACAAAGAGAUUGAAAUAUGUCCCAAAACCACCAAGCUGAUCCGCUUCGACAAAGCUGAGUCCUGCACGUUGGGAUACGGUUUCUCCAUAGCAGUAGUCGACGAGGAGGGGACUCAGCAGCUCCAUAUCACUGAAGUAAACACAGGAGGACUGGCUUCUGCUAAAGGCCUGCAUGCGGGUGAUGAGAUCCUGUUGUUAAAUGGUAAACCGGCGUCGGCUCUGGGCGUGGUGGAUAUGAGGUCAGCGUUAGUCGGCCCCUCGUUGUCCCUGAGCGUGAGCACCCUGCCGACCCUUGUCCCCCGCGACCUCUGUCCUUUUCCCCCUCGACGCUCCAACACAGCAGAAUACGACCCUUGUACAGACAUCUAUUCACAGAGCCAAGAGGACAUUCUGGAUGAGGUAUCAGGGUUGACGGUGGUCAGUCCAGAUGAUACUUUAGAGGAUGAGUCAGUUCUGGAUCUGGAGAAUUCAGGACACAACCAGGCGGACUACACUGAGCCAGGACAGAAGAGUACUGAGCAGGUGACUGCAUACUGCCGGAGUCUCCAUGAGAUGAAUCCUUCCCAUGUUUCCCCACCGUCUUCCUCGUCCUGCUCUUCCUCCCUCUCUCCCAGCCAAGCGAUGCCAGUGGCGGGCAUUGCCAUCCAGAGACAGCUGUCACACGCCGACAAACUACGUAAAGUCAUCAGUGAACUGGUGGAGACUGAGAGGACCUACGUCAAGGACCUGGGCUGUUUGAUAGAGCGUUACCUAACUCCUCUGCAGAAGGAAAGAUUCCUCACCCAGGAUGAGCUCGAUGUCCUGUUCGGUAACCUAGGAGAGAUGCUGCAGUUCCAGGUUGAGUUCCUGAAGACUCUAGAAGAUGGGACCAGACUGGUAGCCGACCUGGACGAGCUGGAGAGAGUAGAACAGUUUAAGAAAGUGCUGUUCUCUCUGGGUGGAUCGUUCCUGUACUACGCCGACCGCUUUAAGAUCUACAGCGCUUUCUGUGCCAGCCACACCAAGGUGCCCAAGGUCCUGGCCAAAGCUAAGACCGAUGCAGACUUCAAGGCGUUCCUGGCAGAGAGGAACCCGAAACAACAACACUCCUCAACCCUGGAGUCCUACCUGAUCAAACCCAUCCAGAGGAUCCUGAAGUACCCACUACUACUGAGAGAGCUGUACUCACUGACGGACCCUGAUAGUGAAGAACACUAUCACCUGAAUGUUGCGAUGAAGGCCAUGAACAAGGUGGCCAGUCACAUCAAUGAGAUGCAGAAACUUCAUGAGGAAUACGGGGCCGUGUUUGACCAGCUCAUCAACGAGACGACCGCCGACCGGAAGGAGGUAUCCGAUCUAUCCAUGGGAGAUCUUCUCCUCCACUCCACCCUGGUGUGGAUCAAUCCUCCAGCCUCCCUGGUCAAAGGCAAAAAGGACCCUGAGCUGGCGACCUUCGUGUUCAAGACUGCGGUGGUCUUUGUGUACAGAGAUCGCUCCAAGCAGAGGAAGAAGCUUGGCGCGUCUCAUCGUCCUGCUGUGUCAGAUGACAGAGUCCCGUUCCUUUUCCGUCACAUGAUCUCAACAGACUCCCUACAAGUCCGCGCCCUCACAAACUCAGAGGGUACAGCGGUGUGUGAGAUAGUUCACGUGAGGUCAGAGUCUGAGGGGAGACCAGAGAGAACCUUUCACCUGUGCUGCAGUUCUGUGGACAGUAAGAAGGACUUCUUGAAGACAGUCCACUCCAUCCUGAGAGAUAAACAACGACGUCAGCUGAUGAAGACAGAGUCUCUACCCCUCAACCAGCAGUAUGUCCCCUUCGGAGGAAAACGCCUCUCUAACCUCAAGGGAAACAGACCGGCCAUGAACAGAGCAGUCUCAGCACCGUCUCGGACCCUUGGUCGCAGGAAGCUGGUUAGGAACCGAUUCACCAUUGACACCGACCUCGUUCUCCAUGACAACCUCGAAGACUCUAACCCCACCCACUCUACCCAUGACCAUUCCCACCAGCCUACACAUUCGCACCAGCCUCCACAUUCGCACCAGCCUCCACAUUCCCACCAGCCUCCACAUUCCCAUAACCCCCUGCUUCCUACCCAGACGCCUCAGCAGCAAACGCUGUUGGCGACUGGAGGCGACACGGACCGCUGGGUGGAAGAACAGUUCGACCUGGGUUGCUACGACGACCAGGGAGUAGUGACGGGGGAGAGGAGGAUGGAGGGAGGGAUAGAGGGAAGGAUGGAGGUGAAAGAGACGGACAUUCUGAGCGACGACGACGAGUACUGCAAGUCAGUCAGGGCUUCAUCAACCGAACCCAGCCUCCUGGAAGAGAGGAUGGAGGGAGCGACUCUAGAAGAAAGGAGCCAAGACCAGGACAGAGGGGUAGACGAGGAGGAGGAGGAGGGAAAGAAAGAGGUAGAAGAAGAGAGGAGGAGCUCCCAGGGCAUUCUCCAAGAGGACGAGAGGGGUGAAAGGGGAGAGUCACAGGUAGACUCUGUCUCCCCCGCCCCUCCCCCCUCACGGUCCCCUGCCCCCCCGGUGAAGCUUACCCCGCUCAGGAAGCAAUGGGCUGCAGAGGGCGUGGCCGGGAAGCAGUGUUCCGUGGAGGGAGUGGCCAAGAGGGACCACUGUGAUGUCAUCUGGGUGCGACGCGAAGACUACGCCAACGGAGGGAACAACGACGUCUUCUGAGACUGAGGGAGGGAUGAACAACAGAAAGAAGAGAAGAGAAGAGAGGGAUCAACGCCUUCUAGGGAGAAGAGAAUAUGACAGACGGGAUAAGACAGACAGGAUAUGACAGACGGGAUAAGACAGAUGGGACAUGACAGAUGAUUAUGACAGACGGGACAUGACAGACAGGACAUGACAGACGGGAUUUGACAGACAGGACAUGACAGAUGAUUAUGACAGACGGGACAUUACAGACAGGACAUGACAGACAGGACAUGACAGACGAUUAUGACAGACAGGACAUGACAGAUGGGACAUGACAGACAGGACAUGACAGACAGGACAUGACAGAUGGGACAUGACAGAAAGGACAUGACAGACGGGACAUGACAGACAGGACAUGACAGACGGGACAUGACAGAUGGGACAUGACAGACGGGACAUGACAGACAGGAUAUGACAGAUGGGAUAAAACAGAUGGGACAUGACAGACAGGACAUGACAGACGAUUAUGACAGACAGGACAUGACAGACGGGACAUGACAGAUGGGACAUGACAGACAGGACAUGACAGACGGGACAUGACAGACAGGACAUGACAGACGGGACAUGACAGACGGGACAUGACAGACGGGACAUGACAGACAGGACAUGACAGACGGGACAUGACAGACGGGACAUGACAGACGGGACAUGACAGACGGGACAUGACAGACGGGACAUGACAGACAGGACAUGACAGACGGGACAUGACAGACAGGACAUGACAGACAGGAUAUGACAGACAGGAUAAGACAGACAGGAUAUGACAGACAGGACAUGACAGACGAUUAUGACAGACAGGACAUGACAGACAGGACAUGACAGACAGGACAUGACAGACGGGACAUGACAGACGGGACAUGACAGACGGGACAUGACAGACAGGACAUGACAGACAGGACAUGACAGACGGGAUAAAACAGAUGGGACAUGACAGACAGGAUAAAACAGAUGGGACAUGACAGACAGGACAUGACAGACGAUUAUGACAGACAGGACAUGACAGACGGGACAUGACAGAUGGGACAUGACAGACAGGACAUGACAGACAGGACAUGACAGACGGGACAUGACAGACGGGACAUGACAGACGGGACAUGACAGACGGGACAUGACAGACAGGACAUGACAGACAGGACAUGACAGACAGGACAUGACAGACGGGACAUGACAGACGGGACAUGACAGACAGGACAUGACAGACAGGACAUGACAGACGGGAUAAAACAGAUGGGACAUGACAGACAGGAUAAAACAGAUGGGACAUGACAGACAGGACAUGACAGACGAUUAUGACAGACAGGACAUGACAGACGGGACAUGACAGAUGGGACAUGACAGACAGGACAUGACAGACGGGACAUGACAGACAGGACAUGACAGACAGGACAUGACAGACAGGAUAAGACAGACAUGAUUUGACAGACGGGACAUGACAGACGAUUAUGACAGGCGGGAUAAAACAGACAGGAUAUGACAGACAGGACAUGACAGACAGGACAUGACAGACGGGACAUGACAGAUGGGACAUGACAGACAGGACAUGACAGACGAUUAUGACAGACAGGACAUGACAGACAGGACAUGACAGACAGGACAUGACAGACGGGACAUGACAGACGGGACAUGACAGACGGGACAUGACAGACAGGACAUGACAGACAGGACAUGACAGACGGGAUAAAACAGACGGGACAUGACAGACAGGACAUGACAGACGAUUAUGACAGACAGGACAUGACAGACGGGACAUGACAGAUGGGACAUGACAGACAGGACAUGACAGAUGGGACAUGACAGACAGGACAUGACAGACGAUUAUGACAGACAGGACAUGACAGACGGGACAUGACAGACGGGACAUGACAGACAGGACAUGACAGACAGGACAUGACAGACGGGACAUGACAGACGGGACAUGACAGACAGGACAUGACAGACAGGACAUGACAGACGGGAUAAAACAGAUGGGACAUGACAGACAGGAUAAAACAGAUGGGACAUGACAGACAGGACAUGACAGACGAUUAUGACAGACAGGACAUGACAGACGGGACAUGACAGAUGGGACAUGACAGACAGGACAUGACAGACAGGAUAAGACAGACAGGACAUGACAGACGGGACAUGACAGAUGGGACAUGACAGACAGGACAUGACAGACGGGACAUGACAGACAGGACAUGACAGACAGGACAUGACAGACAGGACAUGACAGACAGGACAUGACAGACAGGAUAAGACAGACAGGAUAAGACAGACAGGACAUGACAGACAGGACAUGACAGACAGGACAUGACAGACAGGACAUGACAGACGAUUAUGACAGGCGGGAUAAAACAGACAGGAUAUGACAGACGGGACAUGACAGACGGGAUAAAACAGACAGGACAUGACAGACAGGACAUGACAGACAGGAUUUGACAGACGGGACAUGACAGACGAUUAUGACAGGCGGGAUAAAACAGACAGGAUAUGACAGACGGGACAUGACAGACGGGAUAAAACAGACAGGACAUGACAGACAGGACAUGACAGACAGGAUUUGACAGACGGGACACAAAUGUGACUGCUGAGUUCGUUCACACAAGCUUUAAAAAGGAGGUUUUCGAGGAGGGACGAAGGACCCCUGUCGAUGUAAAAACGAUCUCCCCUCACCGCUCCACGGGUGUAUUCCCUAGGAACCAAACAGAAGCAAACAGGGAGGGACUAACCUGAAUUUAAGGAACACUCGUUUUCAUUUACGAAACGUUUUCCAUUACAAAACGAUUUGCACUAAUGAAUACAACCCAUCGCCCACCUUCUCCUGACAAUCCUACUGUCUUCUACUUAGUGACAGACUCACAGUCCCACAAUGCCUCAACUGAACUGCUAUCAGAUGGGAGAGAGAGGCCGCACACGCAAACACACUGAACUAUAACAUCUUCACUGAAACUACAAUCUUGUUGCCAAAAAAAAAAAAAAAAAAAAGUUUAUUUUUCAAACGCAGGAAUGAUGAGUCAUAUUUUUUGCUUCUCUGACUUAGAAACUGUGUUUGUUUGUUUGUAACACUCAAGGGCUGUGUGUAACUUCAAAACCUUGUCUGCAUCUCAGAUGCUACCGUAUCGUGUACCCUUUUUAGUGCACUGUUUUUCACCCUGGACCCAUAGGGUUCGUAUCCUAAGCCUUGUCUUCAGGGGCUACAGACUGCUGUGUAGUAUACUCCAUAGAGAUAGCUAGAAGACACAACUUGGAUAUAAAUACAAAGAUGAGAUCUCUUUCCAUCUCUAUGGUGUACAACCCUGCUAGCUUUACCGCGCUUCUACUGUUCUGCUCGAUUAUCGGCUGCUGAUAGCACUCAGAGCAACUAUCCAGGCACAAUUAUAGCUUAUUGUCUUUUCUAAAAUUAACAUUAUUUUUUAUUCACGUCUACCAACAUAUUUGUUCAAAUCUUGAUUUUGUUGACUAUGGGGAAAAAAAUUAACUAAACAAAAUAUUUUUGGUUUUUAUUUCUGUUUACAUUGACAUCCAGUGUUACUCACUCCCUGACCCUCGCAUGGGACAGGAUAUGACAUCAUAAUAGUAAUAAUAUGACUUCCUGUUUUACUUGAAUUUUCUUUGGAGUUUUGUUUGAAAGGAAAAUGUUUGACAAAACACCUGCCGUUACUGACUGCAAAGCAGGAUCGAUGAAUUAGCCAGCUAAUUGAUUAUUGAUUAUUGAUUAUUGAUUAUUGAUUAUUUUAUUAUUUUAUUUAAAAAAAAGGAAAUAACAAUCAUUUUUCUGGUUCAGCUGAACUUAGAUCCGUGUUUUUGGUUCUUGAGUAAAUUAGACCAUGCCCAUUUCAAGCUUAUCUUUAAAGUAAGAAGUUAUUUUAGAAUAAUUAGGCAAGUAAAGCUGGAUAACUCAAUAAAUAUGCUUUUGUAGUAUACCCAACUGGACUGCUGCCAAUGUCGACCCCACUACUGUGUCACGCUACCUUCAAAAUGCUCCUCAGAACUGAGAAAUAUGAGGUUUCCGACUGGGAAGUAAAUAGUUGAACGAGCCUCCCAAGUGGAAAAGUCUGAGGUCAUUUAGAGUUGUGAUGUUUCGCCACUGACCUUUCUCACCUUUUCAAUCAAAAGAUUAAAAAACGAAUAAACAUUUUGACAUCGUCUAAUUCACUGUAUCAAUGUGGAUAAUGCAGCUAGUUUGACCAAUAUUAUCAACAUUAAGAAAGCUAGUCAACUCUAUCAUUAGCAAUGUUAGCUAGCUCAUCUAGCUAGCAAAAAUCUAUUUGGUUAAAGAAUGGUUUCCGAAUUCAAAAGCAAUUGAACAUUGUAAUGUCAGACUUAUCACUUUCUAACUGGGAAAUGUUUCAGUUCCAACGAGCAUUAGCUUCUGACUAACUCUUAAAGGAGUUGUCCUUAGCUUCUGACUAACCCUUAAAGGAGUUAUCCUUAGCUUCUGACUAACCCUUAAAGGAGUUGUCCUUAGCUUCUGACUAACCCUUAAAGGAGUUGUCCUUAGCUUCUGACUAACCCUUAAAGGAGUUAUCCUUAGCUUCUGA